AUGGUCACCAGGACAGAGGGUCAAAUUGAUGACUCUCUAAUUGGUGGCAAUGCCUCUGCUGAAGGUCCUGAGGGAGAUGGAACAGAAGCCACGGUCAUCACUGGUGUUGAUAUAGUAAUAAACCACCACCUUCAGGAAACCAGCUUUACAAAAGAAUCCUACAAGAAGUACAUCAAGGACUACAUGAAAGCAAUCAAAGCCAGACUUGAGGAACACAAGCCAGAGAGAGUAAAGCCUUUCAUGACAGGGGCUGCAGAACAAAUCAAACACAUCCUUGCAAACUUCAAAAACUACCAGUUCUUUGUAGGAGAGAACAUGAAUCCAGACGGUAUGGUGGCUCUCCUGGAUUUCCGUGAGGAUGGUGUGACGCCAUAUAUGAUUUUCUUUAAGGAUGGCUUAGAAAUUGAGAAAUGUUAACAAAUCAAACAGUAUGGUUUUGGAUCACUUGUCUUCAUAGCUGGCUGCUGUUUCUUCUUCAUUGGCACAACACCAGGAAUUGGCAAUGUCUAACAACGGGACUGAUGUCAUCUUGAGUUUCAUUCACUUAUUUUGACCCUGAUUUGGAGUGGAGGCAUUGUUUAAAAAAAAAAGAAAAAAAACCCCAAGCAUCUGUCAUGUAGGUUGUCUAAAAUAAAACUCAUUUAAACCCAUCCUA
Messenger RNA from Pterocles gutturalis (yellow-throated sandgrouse), 655 nucleotides. It is a transcript of the gene TPT1, whose product is annotated as tumor protein, translationally-controlled 1. The transcript has 4 exons. Gene Ontology annotation, cellular component: cytoplasm. Gene Ontology annotation, molecular function: calcium ion binding. Bases 1 to 417 code for a protein of 138 amino acids. NCBI's taxonomy places the organism in Eukaryota, Metazoa, Chordata, Aves, Pterocliformes, Pteroclidae. The record is from RefSeq and is a predicted model, not a curated record.